Messenger RNA from Fibroporia radiculosa, 1263 nucleotides. RefSeq lists its product as uncharacterized. Gene Ontology annotation, molecular function: serine-type exopeptidase activity; dipeptidyl-peptidase activity. The record is from RefSeq and is a predicted model, not a curated record. The coding region runs from base 1 to 1263 and encodes 420 amino acids. Gene Ontology annotation, biological process: proteolysis. The transcript is spliced from 9 exons. NCBI's taxonomy places the organism in Eukaryota, Fungi, Basidiomycota, Agaricomycetes, Polyporales, Fibroporiaceae.
AUGAUGACACCCCUAUGGAUUGUCGGUGCUCUUGUUCUCCUCUUCGCGUCCCUUACCAGCGCGCGGCUUCCUGAUGGAAGAUUGCACGCAAACAUGCCGCCCAUGCUUACGAUCCCUCAGGCGACAUCGCCGGAGGGUCCUGUAACGAGUCGGAACGGUACCACGAUCCCCCCAUAUAAUACCACAUAUUACUUCAAUCAACUGAUUGACCACAAUAAUCCGAGUCUCGGAACAUUUGUGCAGCGGUACUGGCAUACUUGGGAGUUCUACGAGCCCGGUGGUCCUGUUAUUCUAUUCACGCCUGGGGAAGUCAACGCAGAUGGCUACGAUGGAUAUCUCACGAACGGCACGAUCAACGGACGGAUUGCACAGCAGCAGAACGGCGCUACGAUUGUAUUGGAACACCGUUUCUACGGCUACUCGAAUCCUUACAACAAUCUCUCCGUUGCCAGUCUCCAGGUGCAUACUAUCCAGCAGGCGAUCGAUGACUUGGUAUACUUUGCAUAUAAUGUGGACUUACCUAUGCCGGGAGGCAAUCAUGUUACGCCCGCAGAAGCGCCCUGGAUCCUAAUCGGUGGUAGCUAUUCCGGCGCCUUGACAAGUUUCACUGUGGUCAACCAACCGGAUGUGUUCCGCGCUGCGUAUGCGUCUUCAGCUGUGGUUGAGAGUAUUGUCGAUUACUGGGGAUAUUUCGAGCCCAUACGCGAGUACAUGCCGCAGAAUUGCUCAAAUGACGUCCAGGCCGUUAUCGCAUACAUUGAUGAGACAUUCAUAAGCGGGACUACAGAAGAAAUAGAUGCGAUUAAGACGCUCUUCAAUAUGAAUUUGACGCAUCUAGACGACUUCGCCGGUGCUCUAAGGAACAAUCUAUGGGAUUGGCAGUCUCUGCAGCCAGAUAGUGGACCCGACAUGCAGUUCUUCCAGUUUUGCGAUGCGCUUGAAGUCAAAGACGGUGUCAGCGCGCCUAUCGAAGGAUGGGGACUCGAUUACGCCCUCAACGCAUGGGGAACGUACUGGGCCGACACAUAUUAUUACCUUAUUUGUGGGGACUAUUCUGCCGAAGAGUGCCUGGGAUCCUACGAUCCCACUCAGUCAUACUACACAGACAUCUCAAUCAAUAAUGCUGCGCGUUCGUGGGAGUGGAUCGUAUGCAAUUAUAUGGGCUUUCUACAAGAUGGUGCUCCCUUGGAUCAGCCUACCAUCGUCACCAGAUUGAUUCAGCCCAUUUACGAUGAGGCGAGUGAGGAGUCGCGGCAGUCUUGA